GACUGAUGACGUUAUGGUGCCGGCGCAAUUUUUAUGGCUUCAGAUCCCAUUAGGGGAAAAAAAAAAAAAAAAGCAAAGAUUUUUUGGAAAACCCAAGAACCCAAUUCCGAGAAUUUGUAGAAGUAACUGAAAAUGGAGAGAAAAUCCUCGAUCCCCCACACUACAAAUACCCCUACACCACCGGAGGAUUCUUAUUUGAGCUUCUUAAUUAAACCCCACCGCCACAAUCCCUUUCUUCUUCUUCUUUCACUUUUGAGGAUUCAUAUAUACAUUUCAAUUCGCUCGCUCUCUCUCUCUCUCUCUCUCUGUUCGUGUAUCAAAAUCUCAAUCUGGGUCACAGAGAGUGCAUGCUGAUGGAGAAUGUUAAUGAAAGGUUUCCUGUAGUACUACUUCUUGCUUGAAGCCCGCUACCCUGAGUGACUCACUUCUUCCUUCCUCCAUUCUGCAGGUGGAUGAAAAUUUAAAUGAGCCUCACCUCGCACUUCAAGAGUCCAAGACAACCAGCACUUCAUAGUUCAUAGUUCAUACCAAACUGCCUUUGAGAUACUGCUGGCUGAGUUGAAUAGGGGAAGGCUCAUCUGGAUCUGGGAUAGAUUGAGGAACAACAAUGAACGCGUUAGUGGCAACCAACAGAAAUUUUAAGUUGGCAGCACGGCUUUUGGGAUUGGAUUCAAAGCUUGAAAAAAGUUUACUAAUUCCAUUUAGAGAAAUCAAGGUCGAGUGUACCAUACCAAAGGAUGAUGGCACACUGGCGUCUUUUGUUGGGUUCAGGGUUCAGCAUGACAAUGCUAGAGGUCCCAUGAAGGGAGGAAUUAGGUACCACCCAGAGGUUGACCCAGAUGAGGUGAAUGCUUUAGCACAGUUGAUGACAUGGAAGACAGCUGUAGCAAACAUUCCAUAUGGUGGAGCCAAAGGGGGGAUAGGAUGUGCUCCAGGAGAUUUAAGCAUCUCUGAGUUAGAACGACUCACUAGAGUUUUCACCCAAAAGAUACAUGAUUUAAUUGGUGUCCACAUAGAUGUUCCAGCUCCCGAUAUGGGAACAAAUUCCCAGACGAUGGCUUGGAUACUGGAUGAGUACUCAAAAUUUCAUGGCUACUCACCCGCUGUAGUGACUGGAAAACCUAUAGAUCUUGGUGGAUCCCUAGGAAGAGAUGCAGCUACUGGGAGGGGAGUACUCUAUGCAACAGAGGCCUUGCUUCAUGAAUAUGGAAAGGGCAUCGCUGGACAACGAUUUGUUAUACAGGGUUUUGGGAAUGUGGGUUCUUGGGCUGCAAAGCUUAUCAGCGAAAAAGGUGGCAAGAUUGUUGCAGUAAGUGAUGUUACUGGUGCUCUUAAGAAUGAUAAAGGACUUGAUAUUCCAAGCCUUCUUGAGCAUUCUGUGGUGAAUCGUGGAGUCAAAGGUUUUAGUGGUGGUGAUCCAAUAGAUCCCAAGUCAGUUUUGGUCGAAGACUGUGAUGUUCUCAUCCCCGCAGCCCUUGGGGGUGUUAUCAACAGGGAAAAUGCGAACGAGAUUAAAGCCAAAUUUAUUAUUGAAGCGGCUAACCAUCCAACUGACCCGGAGGCCGAUGAGAUUCUAUCAAAGAAAGGUGUUGUCAUUCUCCCUGACAUAUAUGCAAACUCUGGCGGAGUGACUGUUAGUUAUUUUGAGUGGGUUCAGAACAUCCAAGGGUUCAUGUGGGAUGAGGAGAAGGUAAACAAUGAGUUGAGGACUUACAUGAUUAGAGGGUUCAAACACAUGAAGGAAAUGUGCAAUGCCUACAACUGUGACCUCCGAAUGGGAGCCUUCACUCUUGGCGUCAACCGAGUUGCCAAGGCUACUGUUUUGAGGGGCUGGGAAGCCUGAGAAGUAAGCUACCUGAAUAAAGAAUGGAGCCUUUGAUGAUGCUCCCCCUUAUUUUUGCAGCAACUUAGUUUCCAAAGCUGUAUGUGUCCGUAUGGGAGCCUUCGCUCUUGGCGUCAACUGAGUUGCCAAGGCUACUGUUUGGAGGGGCUGGGAAGCCUGAGGAGUGAGCUACCUGAAUAAAGAAUGGAGCCUUUGAUAAUGCUCCCCCUUAUUUUUGCAGCAACUUAGUUUCCAUAGCCAUAUGUGUGAACUAUAUAUUAAGCAGUGUUUUGUCAUUUUUAUGAGUUGCCAUAGCAUUUUCAGCCUCAUGGCAGUUGGCAUC
This is a messenger RNA of Malania oleifera, 2165 nucleotides long. Its product is annotated as glutamate dehydrogenase 1, mitochondrial. Gene Ontology annotation, cellular component: mitochondrion. The record is from RefSeq and is a predicted model, not a curated record. Lineage: Eukaryota; Viridiplantae; Streptophyta; Magnoliopsida; Santalales; Ximeniaceae. The transcript has 12 exons. Gene Ontology annotation, molecular function: L-glutamate dehydrogenase (NAD+) activity. Gene Ontology annotation, biological process: L-glutamate catabolic process. The coding region runs from base 608 to 1843 and encodes 411 amino acids.